AUGGAACCCAACCUCGUCGGGGACAGUGAGGAGGGCAGCCGGGCUCAGAGGCCUGGGGUCACUGUGCAGCCACUGGAGGAGGCGGAUCGGCACCCCGCCCCGGGGGCCGUGAAGGCGCAUCUGAAGGGGGACAGCGCCUCCUGCUGGGCGCUGCGCAGUCCCGAGGCCUACUCCUCGCAGACCCGAGGAGAUGGGCUGCGGCCAUGGGAGCAGGGGAAGGGUCCUGUUCAGGCCCCACAGAUGCUAGGUCAAGUUCAUCCCACCAUGGGCCCUUUGCCUUGCAGGACCAUCAAGGUGGAGGUGUACGACUGGGAUCGUGAUGGCAGCCACGACUUCAUCGGGGAGUUCACCACCAGCUACCGGGAGCUGGCCCGUGGGCAGAGCCAGUUCAACAUCUAUGAGGUCACGCUGCUUUCCUUUGCGGUGGAGUCCGAGUGCACAUUUCUUGACUACAUCAAAGGAGGGACCCAGAUCAACUUCACGGUGGCCAUCGAUUUCACGGCCUCCAAUGGGAACCCCUCGCAGUCCACGUCCCUGCACUACAUGAGCCCCUACCAGCUGAACGCCUAUGCACUGGCGCUGACUGCCGUCGGGGAGAUCAUCCAGCACUAUGACAGCGACAAGAUGUUCCCUGCCCUUGGCUUCGGGGCCAAGCUACCCCCUGAUGGAAGGGUGUCCCACGAGUUCCCGCUGGUAGGAGAUGCCUAUGGUUCCCUUAUUAGCCCAUCUCUAGGACUGCUGCCCCAGACCCCAGCCCGGCCUGGCCAGGUCCAGCGGGAGCCCAGAGUGGGGGAGGCCCAGGAACAUGGCUGCCCCUACUGGGUGUUCUCCCUGUAUAAGGGACUCCCACCCCAGCUGGCACUCCUAGUUGCCCACGCUGCCAAACUGCCCAUGUCCAUCAUCAUCAUUGGCGUGGGCCAGGCGGAGUUCGACGCCAUGGUGGAGCUGGAUGGUGACGAUGUGCGGAUCUCCUCCCGGGGGAAGCUGGCAGAACGGGACAUUGUCCAGUUCGUGCCCUUCAGGGACUACGUGGACCGCACUGGCAACCACGUGCUGAGCAUGGCCCGCCUGGCCCGCGAUGUGCUGGCCGAGAUCCCUGACCAGCUGGUGUCCUACAUGAAGUCACAGGGCAUCCGCCCGCGCCCCCCGCCUGCGGCCCCAGAGCCCUCGCCCCCACAGUCCCCAGCCCGCACGCCCCCUGCUUCCCCCCUGCACACACACAUCUGA
Molecule: messenger RNA, 1227 nt
Organism: Puma concolor (puma)
Lineage: Eukaryota; Metazoa; Chordata; Mammalia; Carnivora; Felidae
Source: RefSeq, a predicted model, not a curated record